This is a messenger RNA of Andrographis paniculata, 509 nucleotides long. RefSeq lists its product as uncharacterized. Lineage: Eukaryota; Viridiplantae; Streptophyta; Magnoliopsida; Lamiales; Acanthaceae. The record is from RefSeq and is a predicted model, not a curated record. The transcript is spliced from 3 exons. The coding region runs from base 57 to 320 and encodes 87 amino acids.
AAUUGAUCCUAGAACUCGAAUGGUUUUAUUCAAAAUGCUGAACCGGGGUGUAUUUAAUGACAUCAAUGGCUGCAUUUCAACUGGAAAAGAAGGAUAGAGAUCGCUAUGUACAAGAUGAUUACCGGUUCAGAUAUGGGUAUUGCAAGCACAACCCCCGGAAAAUGGUGAAGACCUGGGCAGAGAAAGAAAUGAGGAACCUUAUGAGACUAAGAGUGGCAGGAAUCAGAUGUCCAGUGCCACUACUGUUGAGGCUGCACGUUCUGGUCAUGGAAUUUAUAGGUACAUAUGUUCGCCUGUUUGCUACAAUUAUGUUCAGUUGAUAAUUAUUAUUUCAUGUUGGGCUAGGUUUGUUUUGUGUUCUGAAGUUAGUCAAGGACAUGUAGAGAUCCAAGAGAUAAUAAUGACUAACCACUUAAAAGUUACUUCUAAAGUGAAUCAAGUUAAAUGGUUGUGGAUUUGGUUAUAUGAAAGUUUCCUGCAUCUGGAAUAAAGUUCUUAUUUAAUUUUUU